AGAGAAAGAGGCAGAGGCAGGUAGGAAGUUGCAUGUUGACCGUUAGGCAAUAAAGGGAGGGAAAAAAGGAAAAACGCAUGGUGAAUUGACGAGUAUACCCUCUUCAUCUGAUCCAUACCCACCUCUACCGGCAUUAUGUCGACUCUCCGUCACACACUGAAGCCACGCGCUCAAAUCUCACACUUUAAUAGCAGCCACUCCAUUCUAGGGUUUUCGUUCCAAAAUGUUGCAGCUUCUCUACGCCCUCAUUUUUGGCCAAAUGUUUGUCAUCCUCAGCUUCCUCUUCAAAACUCCGGUGAGAAAGCUGGUCAUCAUCACGUUGGAUCGCCUCAAGCGAGGUCGCGGCCCCCUCGUCGUUAAGACCCUCGGCGCCACCUUGGUCGUGCUGCUGGCUUCCUCCCUCUACAGCAUUUCCAAGAUCCACCGUCGUGCCCUCGAAGGUGCCCUCGUUAACCCCACCGACCAAGUCCUCGUCUCCAAGCACAUGCUCGAAGCUUCUCUUCUCGGGUUUGUGCUGUUCCUGUUUCUGAUGAUAGAUAGAUUGCACCAUUACAUCAGAGAGCUUCGGUUAUUGAGAAAGGCCAUGGAGGCUGCUAAGAAACAGAGUCGAAGUUUUGAGGACGGUAAAAGUGUCAGUGCAGCGGAACAAAAGGCAUUGAUGGAAGAAAUCGCCACGUUGAAGCCCAAAAUUAAGAAUUUGGAAUCCGAGUGUGAGGUGAAAGCAAGCAAGGCUAUGGCCUUGGAAGCUGAGGUUGAGGCUCUUAGAAAGCAAUCUGAGGGUUUCCUUAUGGAAUAUGAUCGUCUCUUGGCGGAUAAUCAGAAUCUUCGGAGUCAGUUGCAGGCUAUUGAUCAUAACUCUUCCCAUUCUCUUAACAAAAAGAGCACGUGAAGGUUCAAAUAUGCAAAGCAAUUUUCUUCUUUUAUUCAGCUUUUUCUGCCUGAGUGGUGCCUGUUUGCAUAAGACAACUAGGUCACAAUUGGAUAUACUGUACGUGUAAUAAGAGGAGAGAGAUGUUAUGCGGAUUGAGUGAGUUGAUUAUUAUACUUAAAGCACCUGAUAUAGAUAUAUACGAGUAUUAAGGCCAUGUUUGGAGCUUAUGAUGAGGAUAAGAUAAUAGGUUGGGAUAAUAGUGUAAAAAAUAUAUUAUCAAAUGUUUGGUGUUAUAUAAUGAAUAGACUGAUUGUGUAUACAAAUAUAUGAUUUAUAAAGUUAUCCUCUUAUGUACAAGAAAAAAAAGUGAAAAAUAAAUGUCAGAUGGAUUUUCUCCUCUA
Molecule: messenger RNA, 1272 nt
Organism: Cajanus cajan (pigeon pea)
Lineage: Eukaryota; Viridiplantae; Streptophyta; Magnoliopsida; Fabales; Fabaceae
Biological process (GO): endoplasmic reticulum to Golgi vesicle-mediated transport; intracellular protein transport
Cellular component (GO): endoplasmic reticulum membrane; endoplasmic reticulum
Source: RefSeq, a predicted model, not a curated record